This is a messenger RNA of Sapajus apella (tufted capuchin), 1335 nucleotides long. It is a transcript of the gene PCP2, whose product is annotated as Purkinje cell protein 2. The record is from RefSeq and is a predicted model, not a curated record. Gene Ontology annotation, molecular function: guanyl-nucleotide exchange factor activity; protein binding. Lineage: Eukaryota; Metazoa; Chordata; Mammalia; Primates; Cebidae. The transcript has 6 exons. The coding region runs from base 834 to 1256 and encodes 140 amino acids.
GAGGUAAGGAGCCUAAUGCAUCAGCACUUUUUCCAUACUUGUUAGGAAAGAACAAAAACAUUAAGAUUCAUAUUCUUUUACUGAUUAUCUCUUCUAAGAAAAAAGGAACCAGGUGCAGAAGCGGAACAUGAGAGUGGACGUGGAACGUGACCAUUGAACCACAGCAUGACAUAGAGACAGAAAUAGGCUGAGGCUUUUGGCUCCUGCCCCAGCUCCCCGCUACAUAAUCGCAGCUACUCGGGAGGCUGAGGCAAGAGAAUCACCUGAACCUGGGAGGUGGAGGUUUCGGUGAGCCAAGAUCGCAACAUUGCACUCCAGCCUGGGCAACAAGAGAGAAACUGUCUCAAAGAAAAUAAAAGAAAAGAAGACAAGAAAAGGAUCAGUGCUGCCCUAAAGGAAAUAAACUGAUGUGACAGUGGCAGCUGCCCUUCCAGGAGCCAGCAGGGAGACCUGGGUGGCUGGGUGGGGACACCUGCAAGUCCCCACCCAAGCCGGCUACCACCCUAUCCUGCCUUCUCCAACUGCAGGGACACUGCUCAGGCCUUUUGUGACACCACACCCGACAGUCCUUGGGGGUCCGGUCAUUGCUGCUGGGUCCAGCGAGGUCCAAGCUCAGGUCACCCUGCCCCCUACCCCCCAUGCCAGAUCUGGCAUCGUUGUGGGCAAACAAUUAUCUGGAUGAUCUUUAUGGGGCUUAAGCUUGGGUGGGAGCAGAUGGGGCAUGAGCUAGGGAUUUGGAGAUGGCACACCCCCACGUCCCAGACGUUUAAAAGGCCCUCUCUGGCACCGGGCUGGGACAGAGGCCAGCAGGAAAGUGACUGGAGUCCAGUGACAUGAUGGAUCUGGAGGAGAAGAGAGAGGAAGGCUCAGGCCCCCGCAUGGAGGUCUGUCCUCAGGCGGGCUCCCCAGACCAGGAGGGCUUCUUCAAUCUGCUGAGCCACGUGCAGGGUGACCGGAUGGAGGGGCAGCGCUGUUCGCUGCAGGCCGGGCCAGGCCAGACCACCAAGAGCGAGAGCGGCCCCACACCCGAGAUGGACAGCCUUAUGGACAUGCUGGCCAGCACCCAGGGCCGCCGCAUGGAUGACCAACGUGUGACAGUUAGUAGCCUGCCUGGCUUCCAGCCCAUGGGGCCCAAGGACGGAGCACAGAAACGAGCUGGGACCCUCAGUCCCCAACCCUUGCUCACCCCUCAGGACCCGACUGCUCUUGGCUUCCGUCGGAACAGCAGCCCCCAGCCCCCAACACAAGGCCCCUGAGGGCCUGAGCCAUCUUGGGCCUCACUUGGCCCCCAAAAGCUGAUAAAAGAAAUAAAACACUUCCAUGAGCAACAAGGAA